Nerophis lumbriciformis (worm pipefish) is the source of this 2015-nucleotide messenger RNA. RefSeq names its product TRAF-interacting protein (gene traip). Gene Ontology annotation, molecular function: ubiquitin protein ligase activity. The record is from RefSeq and is a predicted model, not a curated record. Gene Ontology annotation, cellular component: nucleus; site of DNA damage. NCBI's taxonomy places the organism in Eukaryota, Metazoa, Chordata, Actinopteri, Syngnathiformes, Syngnathidae. Gene Ontology annotation, biological process: replication fork processing; protein ubiquitination.
UUGUGUUUGAACGUGCAGCGGGGAAACAUGGAGUAGCCUCGAUGCGUCGUCUUUUGUGAUUAACUUACUCCAAUUUGCCUGAAGGAGUCAGCAUUAAAAUACCUCGAAUUGGACGGAACGGAUAAUGUUGACGCGAGUGUGUGGCGGCGGACUUUGCAUUUGACAUAACAUUCUCCGUGGGUGAUUAUUAGCCCAGCUAGUAGCUAAACGUUGUGUAAGCUAGCUGUUAAGUUUCACAUUUACCCAUGUAUGGCGCCCAUCUACGUUAUUUUACUGCGGAAUAACAACAGGACGCUUCUUUGGGGAUUAAAAUGCCUAUUCGAGCAGUUUGUACAAUUUGCGCCGAUUUCUUUGAUCCCUUCAAAGAUGUUGCUGCCAUCCACUGCGGCCACAUUUUCCAUCAUGACUGCCUCCUUCAGUGGUUCCAAGCAGCGCCUAUAAAGUCAUGUCCGCAGUGUAGGAAGCAGGUCAGCAGCAGGCAUGUUAUUAGCAGGCUCUUCUUCAACAUUCCUGCAGACGAAGAGUGUUCAACAGAUCCUGAAUACUUGCAGAAUGAACUUGGCAGGCUAAGGGUCCUUCUAAGUUCUAAAGAAAAAGACUGGCGGGACAAACAAAAAAACGUGGAGGCUCUUAAGGACACUGUGGACAAGCAGGGGAGAGACUUGGACAGUUUGAGGAAAGACGUUGUAGAUAAGGAGAAGUUGUGUUCUGCUCUCAGAAAACAAAUGACCUACCUGGAGACUCAACAUAAUGACACCCAGGCUGUUAAGGAGGAGGCUCGCAGACUGAGGACCAAACUGAAAACCUAUGAGAGCCUGAAUGUUUUAUUACAAGGUCAAAGAUCAGAAGUGGAGUCCAUGAUUACAGACAUGGGGGUUAGUCAUGCUGCUGUGGAGCAGCUCUCCAUCUACUGUAUCUCUCUCAAAAAAGAGUAUGACAACCUAAAGGGAAGCCUAAAAUCUUCUAACGACGCAUGCGAGAGGCUGAGGAGGGAAGUGUUCACUUCCAACAACAAGUUCCAAAAAGCCUCAAUGGCAGUGAAUCAAGCGAAAGAGGACAAGGAGUCUCUGCAAAAGGAUCUGGAGGGUGCUGACAAAGAGAUCUCUAGUCUGAAGAAGAAGGUGGAGUUCCUGCAGAAGUCUCUGACUACGCCAACACGGACCAACGAGGCACUCAGUCGGCUGGUCUUUGAGAGCCCGGCUCCUAUAGAGCUGAAACCACACCUCCACCAGCCUGUGGAUGGUGAGGACGUUGACCUGAACAUGACUUUUGACCUAAAGACCCCAGAUGAUGUGACCAAGAGACCAAUGAAGGCCCCAUCCAAGAAGAUGCUUUCAGACCAUCGAUUGUCAUCCGUCUCAAAACACAAAGAGAAGGCGUCGUCGUUAAGCAAGGUCCGAAAGGAAGAUCCUUUUUUGAGGAACUCCCUCCUCUUCAGGAAGAAGACUUUUGGGAGCAUGUUGGACCCUCAGAGGAAGCUUGGAGCUGUGAAAAGUGGUUAUGAUGGAUUAGGAGGACGGACCAAAUUCUUCCAACCUGUAUCCUUCCGUUACUUGCUAUGGCAGUCGCUAACUUUAUUGAACGGAAAAACACCAUUUUUGUUGGCAAUUUGUUCCUUGACCUGGCCUUCCUACGCAGUCCCCAUUGGCAGAGAUCCGCCCACUGAUGAAAGCUAAAAAGAAAAAGGUGAGCAGGCCCCCUCCCAAGGCGACGACCUGCCUGACGCUGGACAGCUUCCUGGAAUGAGGGAGUCACACAGCACGUAUGAACAGGACUCUUUCUCAAAAAACACUUUUUUUUGAGACAUUGGAACAUUUUAUGUUUCAACCGUCAGACAAUCUUUUCUGACGUUUUGUUUUUUGCGUGAGAAUGAAUUCAUGUGGUUGAGUCGGAAUUAUGAAAAAUGGUCACUUUUUCACUUAUUUAAAAUCCGCUGUAUGGUAGUCAAAAUGUUUUAGUUGAUUGAUCCUAUCAAAUGGACAACACUUAAAUAAUAAAGAGUACUUUUUUUUAAA